Messenger RNA from Acanthamoeba castellanii str. Neff, 564 nucleotides. RefSeq names its product IGR protein motif protein. Gene Ontology annotation, cellular component: mitochondrion. The coding region runs from base 1 to 564 and encodes 187 amino acids. The transcript has 3 exons. The record is from RefSeq and is a predicted model, not a curated record. Lineage: Eukaryota; Discosea; Longamoebia; Acanthamoebidae.
AUGAGGCGCGCUGCCACCCUCCACCGCGCUACCCCGGGCGCUGCUGCCUUCUCUUCUCGCAUCUCCUUCCCUUCUUCAUCCGUUCUUGCCGCUACAUCUUCCGCUCGCAUCCAGCUGGGCACGAGCAGCAAUGCCAUUGCCCCAUCUCACCCGCUCGUGAUUAUCGGCGCGCGUGGCCUGCGGCUUCGCAAGGGGCGAGAGGACUGGUACAACGAACAGGAGGGCAAGCCCCAUCCCGGUGCGGAGUACCCUUGGGGCGUGCGCCGCAUUUACCCGGAAUCCUGGAUCCGCGAGCCGCGCGGCUCCCUCUUCCCCCUCGUCCCCGAGCCCCGCAAGGGAGAGACCGUAGAGAGCUUCUUCCAGAAGAUCAAGCUUACUGACCACGCCAGCAAGUUCAGCUCCUGGGAGGAACUGUUCACCACCAAGACGAGGGCGAUGCGAGCGAAGGGCAUCAAGAAGUCGAAGGACCGACGGCUCAUCCUGUCGUGGGUGGAGAAGUACCGGCAGGGCGUCGAUCCGGGCACCAGCAAGUACCUCCUCUACUACCCGAAGGGCUCCUGGUAG